ACACAUCAGGAGAGAGGGUGAGAGGCAGUGGGAGAGAGAGAAAGAGGGAGGGAGGGAGAGAGAGAAAUAGCGUGUGAGAGAGAGACAGAGAAGAAGAGAGGGAGAAAGAGGGACACGAGACAGAGAUCAGACAGUGAGGCGGACUUUUCCAGGGAGCUUAGGUCCUGGCAGUGGAAGGAUUACAAGGACAGAGCUGAUCAGUAUUGGACAUUGACAAGCCUAGUACAGCUGCCCGCAUGGGACACAGGACUACAACCAGAACAACAACCUAACCCACCAGUUCUAUAAUGGGUUAUUAUCGGAGCACUCCCCCAUGUUCAUGUAACUGUACUGCGUUUGAAUGAGCCUGUUGAUGGAUUGUUGGGCUCUGGAUCUCUGGAGUGACGUGUUGGGAGCGAGGAUCUUGUUGCGCUUCCAUAACCUGAAGGAGAAGUGAAUGACAAGACCCUUUGUGACUGAGUUGGACUUUUCAGUUAAAACACAAGGGUAAUGUUAUAUCUGGCCACCGUCAAUCUCGAUAUGUGAUUAUUGAUACAAGCAUCUGUAAGAAACUAGACAGAUCACUUGGGUCAACAUUAAAUUAUUACCGUUAGAGAAGCAAAGAAGUUACAAGAUUUGAUGUUAUUUGAGAAUCCAAAAUGGCUAAACUGUUGACAGGGAAGAUGAAAUCAGCACUGCUCAGGGCUCUGACUGCGUUGUAAGUUGAACACCAUUGUGGCCGACUGUAACCUGAUCUCCAACACACUGCAGUAAUUACAAGGUGCAUGCAGGGAAACAUAGAGAGAGAUUUGUAAUUAGACCGGUCCAUAAAAAGAGCCAGGCAAAGGGCGAGGUCCCCACACAGAGAGAGAGAAAGGGGGAGAGUCAGGCCAAGGACACCCAACUUGAAGGGCGGGAGGGGGGCUGCCUGGAGGCAUAGGAAGGAGACCAACUGGAGGCAUAGGAAGGAGACCAACUGGAGGCAUAGGAAGGAGACCAACUGGAGGCAUAGGAAGGAGGCCAACUGGAGGCAUAGGAAGGAGGCCAACUGGAGGCAUAGGAAGGAGACCAACUGGAGGCAUAGGAAGGAGAUCAACUGGAGGCAUAGGAAGGAGACCAACUGGAGGCAUAGGAAGGAGACCAACUGGAGGCAUAGGAAGGAGACUGCCUGGGGGCAAAGGAAAGAGGCUGCCUGGGGGCAUUGUUGAGUGUAAGUGACACCCAGACGCCCAAGGGGGGCAACGACACCUAACCUGAAGGGAAGGAGGCUGCCUGGAGUCACCAUUGGGAAGAAGAUACACCCAGACAGCUUUUGGCAAUUAGGGGACAGGAGGUGUGACCAUGGACCCCCAAGGCGGACACUACCUGAACAAGGCGGCGGUGCUGUCUCCUCUAGGAGGGGCCCGUAUGCUCCAGCUCCUCCUGGGCUGCACCAUCAUAGCCCUGGUGGCCCACAGCGCCGGAUACAACCACGCCUAUGGUAUCUACUGCAUGUUUGUGUGGUGCUUCUGCUUUGCCAUGACCCUGCUGGUGUUCACCAUGGAUGUGACACGCCUCCCCUGCUGCAUGCCCAUUUCCUGGGACAACCUCACUGUGGCGUUCGCCAUGCUCGCCACACUCAUGUAUGUCGCCGCCUCCGUCGUCUACCCCGUCUACUUUCUGCGCUCUCAGUGCUCCAAGUCCGACGGGGGCUGCGAGGUGCGCAACUACCGCAUCGCUGUCACCGUGUGCUCCAGUUUCUGCUGCUUCGCCUACGCGGCUGAGGUGUUCCUGACCCGGGCCAAACCCGGCCAUGUGGUGGGCUACAUGGCCACCAUGUCAGGCCUGCUCAAGGUGGUCCAGGCCUUCGUGGCCUGCAUUAUAUUCGGGGCCCUGGCCAACGGCAGCGAGUACAACCGCCACAUCCCCACUCAUUACUGCGUGGUGGUCUACAGCCUGUGCUUCUCCAUCACCGUGGUCGUGAUCGCUGUGACCGUGUCAGGAAAAGCCUCGGCUCUGCCCCUGCGUUUCCCCUUCGACCGCUUCGUGAUCAUCUACACGUUCCUGGCGACGCUGCUGUACCUGAGCGCCGCCCUGGUGUGGCCCAUCUUUAGCUUCGACAGGAAGUAUGGCACGCCGGGUCGCCCCGACGGCUGUCCCUGGGAGAACUGUCCCUGGGACAGCAAGCUGGUGGUGGCGGUGUUCACGCAUGUCAACAUGGUGCUGUACUUCAGCGACCUAAUCUACUCCCAGAGGAUCCGCUUUGUCUCCCACUCUGCUGCUUGAGGACCCCUCCACCCUCCUCCCUCCACGAUGAUGCCUGAGGACCCCUCCUCACUCCUCCCUCCACGCUGAUGACUGAGGACCCCUCCUCACUCCUCCCUCCACGCUGAUGCCUGAGGACCCCUCCUCACUCCUCCCUCCACGCUGAUGCCUGAGGACCCUUCCCACCUUCCUCGCUCCACUCCGCUGCUUGAGGACCCCUCCACCCUCCUCUCUCCACUCUGCUGCCUGAGGACCCCUCCACCCUCCUCCCUCCACGCUGAUGCCUGAGGACCCCUCCUCACUCCUGGGGACCCCUCUAUCCUCCUCAGUCCUGGGGACCCCUCUACCCUCCUCAGUCCUGGGGACCCCUCUACCCUCCUCACUCCUGGGGUGAAUCUAAAAAAAAAUUCCCCUCGGUUCCUCAUUGGACGAGGUAAGGGAGGAUAGCAUUGGAGAAGACAAGAGGAGAUACGAUAUUUGAAUGGACUUCUGCCUCGCUCUGACGUUGUGAGGAGGCGUGGAGAGGGGAUACGAGGAAUAGAGGGUAUAGACUUUUGAGUUGCACCCCUGGCCCUCAGAGACAUACAGAGACCACACUGGAAAUGACACACAGCAUCUCCACUCAAGUGCCUCUGAAUGCCCCAUGCCUACUAUAGAUUACAUAUCGCCUCAAUGAUGUUAUGGCUUUGUGCCUUGAUGUGCCUUUCUUAACAUUAGUGUUAUGUCUUUCUUAACAUCAGUGUUGUCAUUCUUAACAUCAGUGUUAUGUCUUUCUUAACAUCAGUGUUGUCUUUCUUAACAUCAGUGUUAUGUCUUUCUUAACAUCAGUGUUGUCUUUCUUAACAUCAGUGUUAUGUCUUUCUUAACAUCAGUGUUAUGUCAUUCUUAACAUCAGUGUUAUGUCUUUCUGAACAUCAGUGUUAUGUCUUUCUUAACAUCAGUGUUAUGUCUUUCUUAACAUCAGUGUUGUGUCUUUCUUAACAUCAGUGUUAUGUCUUUCUUAACAUCAGUGUUAUGUCUUUCUUAACAUCAGUGUUAUGUCUUUCUUAACAUCAGUGCUGUCUUUCUAAACAUCAGUGAUAUGUAUUUCUUAACAUCAGUGUUGUGUCUUUCUUAACAUCAGUGUUGUGUCUUUCUUAACAUCAGUGUUAUGUCUUUCUUAACAUCAGUGUUAUGUCUUUCUUAACAUCAGUGUUAUGUCUUUCUUAACAUCAGUGUUAUGUCUUUUUUAACAUCAGUGUUAUGUCUUUCUUAACAUCAGUGCUGUCUUUCUAAACAUCAGUGCUAUGUAUUUCUUAACAUCAGUGUUGUGUCUUUCUUAACAUCAGUGUUAUGUCUUUCUUAACAUCAGUGUUAUGUCUUUCUUAACAUCAGUGUUAUGUCUUUCUUAACAUCAGUGUUAUGUCUUUUUUAACAUCAGUGUUAUGUCUUUCUUAACAUCAGUGUUGUGUCAUUCUUAACAUCAGUGUUAUGUCUUUCUUAACAUCAGUGUUAUGUCUUUCUUAACAUCAGUGUUGUGUCUUUCUUAACAUCAGUGUUAUGUCUUAACAUCAGUGUUGUCUUUCUUAACAUCAGUGUUAUGUAUUUCUUAACAUCAGUGUUGUGUCAUUCUUAACAUCAGUGUUGUGUCUUUCUUAACAGUGUUAUGUCUUUCUUAACAUCAGUGUUGUGUGUUUCUUAACAUCAGUGUUGUGUCAUUCUUAACAUCAGUGCUGUCUUUCUUAACAUCAGUGUUGUCUCAAAUCAAAUCAAAUCAAAUCAAAUAUUUCUUAAGUCUUUCUUAACAUCAGUGUUAUGUCUUUCUUAACAUCAGUGUUGUCAUUCUUAACAUCAGUGUUGUGUGUUUCUUAACAUCAGUGUUGUCUUUCUUAACAUCAGUGCUGUCUUUCUUAACAUCAGUGUUGUAUUUCUUAACAUCAGUGUUAUGUCUUUCUUAACAUCAGUGUUGUGUGUUUCUUAACAUCAGUGUUGUGUCAUUCUUAACAUCAGUGCUGUCUUUCUUAACAUCAGUGUUGUCUUUCUUAACAUCAGUGUUAUGUCUUUCUUAACAUCAGUGUUGUCAUUCUUAACAUCAGUGUUGUGUGUUUCUUAACAUCAGUGUUAUGUCUUUCUUAACAUCAGUGCUGUCUUUCUUAACAUCAGUGUUGUCUUUCUUAACAUCAGUGCUGUCUUUCUUAACAUCAGUGUUGUAU
This is a messenger RNA of Oncorhynchus mykiss (rainbow trout), 4415 nucleotides long. RefSeq names its product myeloid associated differentiation marker like 2 (gene myadml2). The record is from RefSeq and is a predicted model, not a curated record. Gene Ontology annotation, cellular component: membrane. NCBI's taxonomy places the organism in Eukaryota, Metazoa, Chordata, Actinopteri, Salmoniformes, Salmonidae.